ACAAGCUGUCUUUGCUGCAGACUUUCGCGAGAUUUCUGUAAUCUCCGGUAUUUUUGCAACCUUUGACAAAUCGGUAUUAUCUGUUCUUGAUACUUGAGCUAUUUUUGAAACGUUGUUUAAACGUUAAAAAAAAUCAAUUUAUUUGAGUGUAAUAUGUCUAAAGUGCGUGGAUGCAAGGAAGGUUUACCUCAUGAUCCUUCCAUAAAUAUGCCAACUGAACAGAAGACAAGUGAAUCUAAUAAGCAAAAAAUUGCUAAAAUCCAUGAUAUGUUUCCUUCUGCGAUGAAAGAUAAUAUAGCCAAGAUUCUUCAGUUUUAUGAUGAUGAUGAAUUCAAAGCUAUUGAUGCCCUUACGAGAGAUGGUGGAAGAGAAGCCUUAAGUAAUUGGGCCGAUUCCAGCAGUACAAAAAGUAAAAAUAACAAAAACAAGAAGAAGAAAAAGAAAGCAAAGAAAGAAUCCAGUGUAGGAAUCGCAGCCACAGCCUCUUUUGAUGCUGAUGAUAGCUCAAGUCUACACAGUGGGGGUAAUGUGGAAGCAGAUGGAGAAAAAGAAUGCCCAAGGACAGAGAAUGGAAAUGGUGUUCUUUGUGAUGUAGCGGAUGAACCUGCUCAUCUAGACAGAAUGAUAAGCAGUCGGCUGAAUUGUAAUGAACUGGAACCUGAAAGCUUAGAAUCUGAAAUGGAAAACAAACUACAACUGAAACUUCCUCAAGAAAAAAUUUCCUCCACAGCAUCUGAAGUUGUUAAUAUUUCUGCUAACUGUGAUAGAAUCCCUGAUACAAUUGAUUCUUGUACCUCACCACUAUCUGAUGGUUCUGAAAGACAGGAGGAGCAGGUUAUCAAGAAAGAGAAAUAUAGGUCUUCAAAUGAAAGCAAUUCAAAACCUUCACCAAGACAAAGGACAAGUAGUUUUCGUCGUAGUAAAAGCUCUUCAAUCUCAGAGGAUUCAUCUAGUCAGCAUAAUCCACAGGCUGUGGCAGCUCCAACAAAACGAGGUUAUGACAAGUGCAAAAAGGACUUAAAUAGACAAACAAUUUCACUGCAGCGAAUAUAUGCUUUAGUAGAAAAGGGUUUUGAAGAAGCAGCAAAAAAAUCUAAAAUACAGUUUUCUGAACUUCAAAAAUUGAUAGAAAAACGGCAAAAGGAAAUUGAAUCUGAGAUGGAUGAAAGAAAGCAAGAAGCCUUCAAUCUUUGUAAAAGUAGACAGGACUUAGCUGUCGAACUAAAGAGAAGAAUAGAUCGAAUGCCUUCUCUUUCAGAGGCUGAAUGGACUGAACUUAGAUCUGAUGUCAAGCAAUUUGUGACUGAAAGGAAGUAUGAUGAUGAACUGGGGAAGACAAUAUGGUUUCAAUGGGAAGAUAUUAGUCAAGUAAUUUCGAAUUUUGGAGAAGUUCCACCCGUAAAAAAUGUUUACAGUCAGCGUUCCCACUCUGCUCUUGGCCACAGUGGGGCUUCCAACAAUCCAGAGCCUAGUCCAUCCUCUUCCCUUGCAAAUGAAGAAAAUGAGUCCUCUGCAGACAAAAAUGAUGUUGGUAAUAUAUCUGAUACUGCUGAAGAUGAAGCUCCUGUUCCCGAAAAGGAAGAAGUGCCUGUUUUCACUAAACCACAUCCUACUGAAAACAGAACCCGUGUGUAUUCUAGUAAACAGUAUGAACGUUCGAAUCGUGGUCGUUUUCCUAAUAAUCGUGGAUCUGGAUAUUAUCGUGGAAACAGAGGUGGCGGUGGCUAUAACCGUCCUAAUUAUAGGGGCAAUUAUCAGUAUACUAGGCACAGUAACUACAACAACUAUGACAACCUCUAUACAGAAAGGGAUGGACGCAUCAACGAGGGAUCCUCAUAUCCUGGUGACAGAAAUAUAAAUAAUAAUAGAGACAACAAAUUAAAUAGGAAUCAAGGCAGAGGACACAUGAAUUACAGAGAUAACUAUAGAGGUUACAAUCGAGGAAAUGUUGGAGGGCAUCGAUUCAAUGUUGCAUCUGCGGAAACCGAGCCCACUGCGAAUGUUACCAGUGUGAACACUGAAAAAACAAAUGUUAUUAAUGGCUAUGUGAAUAGUAAUAAUUGAAAUAACUAGCAGUGUAGGUGUUUUGUUAUUUGCUAAGGAUCUUUUUUUCCCCUCUUUUUUUUACAUUGGGUAUGGUUUAACUCAUUCAAAACUUUCAUUCAUAAAUUCAUCCACUUUAAAAAUCUAAUGGAUAUAAAAAUUUCCUAAAAUUUGCAACUUUACAAAGUUUUGUUCCUAUUUUGAAAAUUAUUUUCAAGUAAUAUAAAGUAGAGAACAUUUGUUUUACCACAUUUUAAAGUUCUCUAGAGUAAGGUUACUCACACUAAUGUGUCGGUAAUUAUUUUCUGCUCCUUUUCAAAUUGAAAAGGUCUUGUAUAUUUAAACAUAAAAAAUGAAAUUGUAUGUUUAAAAAGAAUAGUCAAGAAUUAAAAAAAAAGUAAAGUUUUUAUGAUUGGAAUGUUAUUCUUUUUAUAAAUAAGAAAAAUAAGAUUUUUUUUUUUUUUGCUCCAUAUCUUAAAAAUUUCAUUCAUUAUUAAAACUAAUUCCAAAAUAAAUAUUUAUAAAAUGGCACAAGUAAUAGAUUAUUUGCAACAGAUUGUUUUCUAUGAUUUAUGUGACUGGGAAUUUUCAUGUUCCUUUCAAGUCAAAGUGCCAAAGGCCUUUUGUGGCUUUUAUUUGGAACUUGUGUAAUAAAAAGUUUCAAUGUGUGCCUUAUUAUAUAAGCUCUUAAACGAUAAUAGCUGUGAAGGCUAAUCUCUUUAAUUCUACCAUCUUCCCUCUCCCAUUGCUUUUUUUAUGGCAUAUAAAAUGUUCUGACAAACUAGGCAUUAAUAUAAAUAGGGGCACUUCUUAGGCUAAUUUUCCUAAUUAAAAUUCCAUUUAGGAAGACAAUGGAUUUAUGGUAAAUUUCAAAGCUUUCUUAGCAAAUGACAUUAUUAGAGAAUUACUAUGGGUCAUGUUAAACUGGUAAAGAUAGAUUAUCACUCAUUUUCUUUUAAAAACAAAUAUAACCUUUAAACUUGCCUGCUAUGAAAUGUUUUUUGUGUAAGUGUGUAUACUUUUUAAUUGAAAUAAGUAACUCUUUUCAAUUUCCUUAUUUUCUGAAGACAAUUAUUUAAAAAAGAAUUGAUUUCUAACAAACAAAUUAGUCUGUUGUUUUUUGCCGUGUUGAAGCAUGAAAAAAAAAAUUAAAAAAAAAAAUUAGCUAGUUAAAUAUGUUUCUCUUCAUUCGUAGUUUGAAUUUAGAAACUUGAAGUUGCAAAUAAUUUGAACAAAAGUGUUGGCUUUUAUUAGUUGCAUUUAGCUCUUAGAAAUAUGGACCACCUUUAAUCAUUCCUAUUGAACAUUCCUUUUUAGAACUACUUUGAUUGCCUAUACAUUCAAUUAUUCCAAAUAUGUUCUGGUAAACUUGUCCAGAAUAUGAUUUGGGAUUGGGAAUAAUUUUAUUUUGAAUGCUGCAAUAGAAGAUAGUCUAUGUUUAUAUAUAUAUACAGAAUGUGAAAAGUUACUAUUGAUGGAAUUAAAAAUGAAUUAACCUAUUGCACUUUUCUAUAUUUUGUAAAAUUACACCCUUUCAGAUUACCAACAACUGUAGAUAAAUUUUUACAACUUCAGGUUUACCAAAACUGAUAUUUAAAACGAAAUUUGUUGAAGUAAAUAUGAUGAUACCCAUGAGUUUUUAAAGACAAAACAUUGCACUAUGUAGCUUUCUGCAUGCUGCCAGAUUGAAUUUAUUUAAAUGAAAUUUAUUCAAUCUAUCUAUACUUAAUCUUUACCAGUUUAUACAUAUACAAAUUUUUGUAACCUAUCUGCUGCAUAAUAAAUCGUAACUAAUAGCUUUCAUUUACUUUUGAUGCUUAAGUGUUAUGCUUCCCCUUAAAUUGUGGCAAAUAAAUGGUGUAUCUCCCUUCUGUAUUUAGUGUAUAUUGUGCCUUCAAGUGAAAGAGCUCUCCUAUGUGUAUAUGCCAUAGUAACCAGCUGCUAGGAAAGAUGUUUGUAUAAUAAAACAACACCCACUUCGUAUCGUACCUUCCUUUUUGUAAUAAAAUUACGGAGUGUGUACCAAGCUUGAAUUGCAGCUUACAAAAGGGUUUCCAUUCUACAAGCAAAGCAACAUUUCCCCAAAAAGCUAAACAUAAAUAAAAUGUGUUAAUUCUUUGAGCUUGUCUUACUUCUAAGGAAAAAUUUAAUUCUUUAUGCUGUAAUUUUGCUUCCAUUUUUGAUAUAUAUUUUUCAUUCAGUAAAAGUAUGUAAUUUACUUUCCAAAAUACAUUAAUUUAUCCAAAACAUUAAAAAUUUGCUUUUUAGGGGGAGGGGGCUGUGUGUGUAAAGAAUUAUCGAGAUAAUGGAUAGUAUGAGUUCCUAGAUCUAGCACUUCAGUAAAUUUCUAAAUUGUAAGGGGUUUCAGUGAUUUUUUUAUAUUAAUUUGGGAACUGAUAACAUUUAUGUUUUGGAAUAAUUCGUGGUACAUGGUAGACACUCAGUAAUAUUCCUUGUAAUGACACUAGGGAAAUUGUGUGCUUUUGUCCAGUUAAUUGUUAAAAUGUGUACAUAAUUUACUUGUUAGCUGUGCAAUAGUGUGCGUAGUACUUGCCUCUGAGUAUGGGACCAUUAUUUCUUGUCCUCUUGCAUGGUUAAAAUCUUCUAUUUAUCAUUCUGCAAGUCUUCAAAUUUUUUGUACAUGAUGCUUUUUUUUUCUUUUUGUGGAAGGAGGAAGUCAUUCUAUGCUUGGAUCAGAAUGUAAACUUCUCGAAAUUUCUGUAAAUCUGUCCUUUCUCUCAAAAACAUGUGAAUAGAUUUUGCCUUCACCAAUUUAUUGAUUUAAUAUAAUUUCUAUAUCAUUUAGUAUUCUGUAUGUAUGUGUCUGUCUGUGUAUAUAUACAUGUAAAUAUAUAGUACAUGUGCUUAUUAAUAAAAAGUCUUUUUGCAUAUCUUGAA
Molecule: messenger RNA, 4941 nt
Organism: Argiope bruennichi
Lineage: Eukaryota; Metazoa; Arthropoda; Arachnida; Araneae; Araneidae
Product: spermatogenesis-associated serine-rich protein 2-like
Exons: 15
Coding region: 154-2064 (636 amino acids)
Cellular component (GO): cytoplasm
Source: RefSeq, a predicted model, not a curated record